Molecule: messenger RNA, 2240 nt
Organism: Coffea eugenioides
Lineage: Eukaryota; Viridiplantae; Streptophyta; Magnoliopsida; Gentianales; Rubiaceae
Product: ankyrin repeat domain-containing protein 13C
Exons: 2
Coding region: 62-1876 (604 amino acids)
Cellular component (GO): cytoplasm
Molecular function (GO): protein binding
Source: RefSeq, a predicted model, not a curated record
UACACACUCCACCAUUUCUUGCAUUCAUAUCCCGCCGAAGAAAAACUGUUGAUGUCCCAAAAUGUCGAAAUCUUCAGGCAAUUCUACGGCGUCGUCUUCGACUUCUUCUUCGUCAUCUUCGUCAACGACGACGUUGAAGCCCGAAGACUACAUUCACAGUCCAGUCCACUAUGCCGUAGCAACUGGCGACCAUUCUAGUCUCUCGAAAAUCGUUUCUUCUUUACCGCGACUCACCGACCCAACUCGUGUUCUUACCGAGUCCGACUCGCUCUCUCAAGAGAAACUCGCUGACCAAAUCUCCGCCGUCCUUGACCGCCGCGACAACCGCCACCGAGAAACUCCCCUCCAUCUCGCCGUCCGCCUCAAUGACGUCUUCGCCGUCCGCACCCUCGCUGUGGCUGGAGCUGACAUUUCACUCCAGAAUGCCGCCGGAUGGAAUCCGCUUCACGAAGCUCUCCUCCGCCGUUGCUCGGAGAUCGUGAUAACUCUCCUUCAGCACCAUCACAUGUCCUCCUGGUCCAAGUGGCGCCGCCGCCUUCCCCGCCUAGUAGCUGCUCUCCGCCGAAUGCGUGACUUCUACAUGGAAAUCUCCUUCCACUUCGAGAGCUCUAUCGUUCCGUUCAUUGGAAAAGUCGCCCCUUCCGACACCUAUAAGAUCUGGAAACGCGACGGGAAUCUCCGAGCAGAUACUUCGCUCGCCGGCUACGACGGAUUGAAAAUCCAGCGCGCUAAUCAAAGCUUUCUCUUCAUCGGAGACGGCGAUCAAAGCCUCGACAUUCCUUCUGGUUCACUGCUCGUCUUGAACCACGACGAGAAGAAAAUUUUCGACGCCUUCGAAAAUGGUGGGACUCCGUUGAGCGAUGCCGACAUUGCCAGCUUCUGCAAUCAAACGAGCGUGUAUAGGCCUGGAAUGGAUGUGACCAAGGCAGAGCUCGUUAGCCGUACUAAUUGGAGACGGCAAGAGAAGACAGAGAAUGUAGGAGAAUGGAAAGCUAGGGUUUACGAAGUGCACAACGUGAUUUUCAGUUUUCGGUCACGAAAAAUCACCGCAGUCGAUGGAAGCGAGCAAAUUCUACCGCUAGACUUAGAGCUCGACGAGGAUUCGGAAGAAGGAUUUCUGGUAGCAGAGAAUCCGCGGUUUAGUGUUUCCGGCGAUGAUUGGCAAGCGAGAAGGCACAGUAGCUUCGUGAGGGAUGAGCGGGAGCGAGUGAUGGUGUCAAGGAAGAGUGUGGAUAUCAUUCCAGAGACUAGGAGGAGGUUGCCGCCGUCCGCGGCCGCUUCAAUAUCAUUAGCGCCGCCUCCACAGACGAAGGAGAAGGAGUACGUGAAGAAUUUACGGCCGUUAAUUUGGUUAACGGAACAGUUCCCGUUGAAGACGGAGGAGCUGCUGCCGUUACUCGACAUCCUAGCUAACAAAGUGAAAGCCGUUAGGCGGAUGAGGGAGCUCCUAACGACGACGUUUCCUCCCGGCACGUUCCCCGUGAAGGUUGCAAUUCCGGUGGUUCCAACAGUGAGGGUGGUAAUAACAUUUACCAAGUUCGUUGAGCUGCAACCAAUUGAACAGUUCUACACCCCAUUCUCGAGUCCUAGACAUUUUGUUAAUGGUGGAAGAAGCUCUGAGGACGAUGGUACAGAGGGUAAUUACUACUCAUUUUCAUCAUCAUCAUCCUCAUCAUCAUCGUCAUCCUUUUCAUGGCUAUCGAGGAGCAGUGGUCGGUCAAGUUCUACGGGGAAUAAGCAGCAGCAGAAUGGCAGUUUGUGUAAUGGUGGGCAGCAAUCAGAUCCAUUUGCUAUACCAAAUGGAUAUAGUUGGAGUAGGGUUGAGGAGAAAAGUAGGAAAAUGAAAAAGUCCAAGUCUACUAGAAGAGCUAAAUGAUAGAAUAUGCAUCUGAAGAAGAUACUCACGAAGUUGAUGGAAACACCUGAAUAUGGUUUUAUGGUUCUUGAUUUGAGGGAGAAAAAAAGAAGAAGAAGACCAUAUAGACUUAUUGUUGUAGAUGGAUUAUUAAAUCAUAAGGGCAGUCAAGUUGUUGGACGAGGAACAAGAUACUACUAGCAGUUCCAUGCACUAAUGUGACCAACAACUUUGCUGAAUGAUAAAAAGGAAAGGAAUGGCAGGCAUGCUUUUCAAUGCAGCAACCUCAUAUCACAGAACACUACUUUACUUGACUUUGAAUUCUUGUUCCUAAUGAUCUUUCUACUUUUGAUUACAAUGAUAGAGUAUGCUGUUGUAUGUCUUA